Messenger RNA from Daldinia vernicosa, 2535 nucleotides. RefSeq names its product Pkinase-domain-containing protein. The transcript has 4 exons. Gene Ontology annotation, molecular function: cyclin-dependent protein serine/threonine kinase activity; ATP binding. Gene Ontology annotation, cellular component: nucleus. The record is from RefSeq and is a predicted model, not a curated record. Bases 662 to 2305 code for a protein of 547 amino acids. Gene Ontology annotation, biological process: protein phosphorylation. NCBI's taxonomy places the organism in Eukaryota, Fungi, Ascomycota, Sordariomycetes, Xylariales, Hypoxylaceae.
GGGCCGUACGUCUUUUUCAAUAGGGAUUGGUGUGGGCUCACAAUGGUAAGAAGUUGGUAUGGUGAGGUUAAUAGAAAAUAGCUAGAUGCCGUAACUUUAGUUGCAUACCGAUUCUCGAAGAGCUUAAGUUAGACGUUAAGGUAAGCCUUUGGAACCGAAUAUUCCCCGCGACUUGCUGGGUGAUUAGUACGCUAAACGCUAAACCGCUAAACUGCUAAACUGUGUAUCCCGCACAGACGCAUUCUGCAUUCGUCAUUUCCCAGUUUAACUGCAAGGUACAUAGGUAUGUACAUGCGUACCUUCUAAAGUGGAACCGAUUUGGGGCGUUUUUGAGGCGUCGCCUUCCUGUACAAGAACGCGAACAAACAAGCUAAGGUUCUAGUAGCUUCAACCACAUACAUUAAACUAACCUUCGUUUACAAAACAUAAUUCUCAUAAAGCAUAAUGAUAUCGGUCCUUUCUUAAUCUAGCCAUAUCCCUGGCGACCUAGCUGGUCACUAGUUUGCGAUGUUAACGUGGCAAACGAAUACUUAACCUGGUCAAUUCCAACGGUUCUUUCGCCAUCAACUUAACCAUUUAUCUCCAAUCCGAAUCACUGUUUCCUCGAUCUGCGAAUCUGCGAAUCAUACAAUCCUCAACACACGAAGCUUUGACUUCGAUCAUGGCGCACAAUAAUGGUAGCGAGGCGCUUUCGCCUCGUUCUUUUGCGAUUCAGCAUCAACGACCUAAGGAUAGUUUCGUUGGCUGCUCUCGGAUUAGCGACUACGAGCUCCUAGGCAAAUUAGGAGAGGGUACUUUUGGUGAAGUUCACAAGGCGAGAGCACGAAAAAAUGGUGCGCUGGUUGCUUUGAAGAAGAUCAUAAUGCACAACGAGAAAGAUGGAUUCCCAAUUACAGCGCUUCGAGAAAUCAAGCUUCUUAAGUUGUUGUCGCACAAGAAUGUCUUGCGCCUGGAGGACAUGGCCGUGGAGCAUCAUAGUAAGAUGACCGACAAGAGGAAACGACCGAUCAUGUAUAUGGUAACGCCGUACAUGGAUCACGAUUUAUCUGGCCUACUCGACAACCCGUCCGUCCAAUUCACGGUACCGCAGAUUAAAUGCUACCUCCUCCAGCUCCUCGAAGGUCUCCGUUACCUACACGACAGCAAGAUUCUCCAUCGAGAUAUGAAGGCCGCCAACUUACUUAUUAGUAACAAAGGCAUAUUACAGAUUGCUGACUUCGGUCUUGCAAGACAUUACGAGGGACAAGUCCCCGAAAAAGGAAAAGGUGGUGGCGAGGGUCGGAGAGAGUACACUAGUCUUGUAGUCACCCGAUGGUACCGACCUCCUGAGCUCUUGUUACACCUUAAAAAAUACACCACUGCUAUUGACAUGUGGGGUGUUGGUUGUGUCUUCGGUGAGAUGUUGGUCGGCAAGCCCAUCCUAGCCGGCGAGAGCGAUACGCACCAGCUCGAAAUCAUCUUUGACCUAGUUGGGACUCCGACGGAGCAGACCAUGCCAGGAUGGAAACAGCUACCUGGUGCUGAGGCUAUCAAUCCGCGACCGCGACCCGCAUCAUUGGCGCAGCGAUUCCGCGAACACGGUUCAAGCGCUAUCUCCCUAUUGAAAGAGCUCCUGACACUUGACUGGCGAAGUCGUAUUAAUGCCAUCGAUGCGCUAGAACACCCCUACUUCAAGUCUUCUCCUUUCCCGGCAAAACCAGAAGACCUCCCCACCUUUGAGGACAGCCACGAAUUGGACCGUAGGAAAUUCCAUGAUCGAAAAGCUGCUCUACCGCCCGCCCCUCAGGGCGGCACUGUCGGUGUCGGUGCAUUUGGAGGUCCCAAUGCGGAAUUUAGUAAUAGUGGUGGGUAUGGUAAUAGACGAUACCCCAAACAUCACGGCGGAUAUCGGGGCGGCGAAGAGGGCCGUCGACCUGCCUGGGCCCGGGACCAACCUCACAUGGAUCAUCGAUUACCGCCACGCCCCCCUCCACCUGAAUACCCAGGAAAUGGAUGGGAUAACCCCGCCGAGCAUCACGACUCAUUCAGGGAUAGGGCGCCGAGAAAUCGUGGGGCUAAUCGACCGGAUGUUGACACCUACAUCCCUCACUACCGUGACGGUGAUCGACCACCUAGAGAGGAUCGACCACUUAGAGAGGAUCGGCCACCGAGAGAUGAUCGUCGAAGAUGGGAGGAUCGAGAUGGUAGACGACGUGACCGGGACCGUCGCGAAGGAGACUACGACGACCGUAGCCGUGCGAGCCAAACACGCAGUCGCAGCCGCUCGCCCGUCCGGGACAGAGAUCGAGACGUAUAUCGGCGAUAGAAUCGCGAUGAGCCUCGGAGAAGAAGGUCAAAUGCCCCAUCCCCACCUCCGCCGCCGCCGCCUCUUCCCCACAAGUCGAUUUUCCCCAAAACUAAGAACGAUUCCUUUUCCCCUAGUCUCUAUUAACUCAUUUUAUGGUCGGAUUUGCGGACAGGGUAUGCAGCAAGCCAACGGAAGGGCCGUGGUACAUGGUUUUGUUUUUGGCGUUCCGCGUUAUAUGCGUAGUGAUU